This is a messenger RNA of Cornus florida, 1877 nucleotides long. RefSeq names its product putative F-box protein At3g25750. The coding region runs from base 507 to 1691 and encodes 394 amino acids. The transcript has 2 exons. NCBI's taxonomy places the organism in Eukaryota, Viridiplantae, Streptophyta, Magnoliopsida, Cornales, Cornaceae. The record is from RefSeq and is a predicted model, not a curated record. Gene Ontology annotation, molecular function: protein binding.
CUAUUAUUCUCACAUGUAUUCGAAUUCUCAAAUAAAUUCAUACAUCUACAUGUAUUAAUCUCUCUCUUUGUUAUUUAUAUAAAUGUAUAACCACGGAUUAAAGUUGCUAGAAAAAAUACUACGACGAAUUUCUGCCACAAUAUAUAUUGUUUUUAUAGAUUGGAACUUGUGAUUUGGGACUGGUUCACGUAGAUUAUAAUAUUGAAAAUUAUUUAUAUAAAUGUUUGAAAGACAAGGAUGGUGUCUGCAAUUUAAGCAUUGGUGAGGGGGUUUUAAGUGCAAUUUUUCCUGACCUUUAUAUCUCCUCUAUCCCUAAAAAUCUAAGCCGUCGUACUUUAUUCAGAGAGUUGACCAGGAAAUAAAACUCUCGACUCUUUGUUCUAUUAGGAAAAAAUUAUAUCUUUAUAUAUAUAGAUCAGUUUUACUUAAGAUUAUUGGUUUGCAUCGCCAAUUGCGAAGCUUAAGAUUAUUUCAGCCUUUGAGUGGUAUUAGCAAAAAAAAGACUGAUGGGGUCAUUGGAGGAGUCAGAUUGGGCAGGGCUUCCGAAGAACUUAUUGGAUAUGAUUUUGGACAAGUUGGUUUCACUUUCUGAAUAUGUUCGAUUUGGUGCGGUUUGCAAACCAUGGCAGUCUGUGGUAAUGGAUAACAAACUUAAAUUCAUUCAAAAUAAGUUUUUGAGACAAGUUCCAUUCUUAAUGGUGCCUUCGAAAGAUAAUAGUGACGAAAGACGUAGUCUAUACAGCAUCACUCAUAAUAAGAUAGAUGAUUUUCAGUUACGCGUACCUUAUCAGAAGAGGCUUUCUGGUUCCUCACAUGGUUGGUUGUUUACUGUGGAAGAAACCUUCGGCGUAACCUUAAUCAACCCAUUCUCCGGUGCUACCAUUGAGCUUCCUCCAAUUAUGGACCUCUCAUAUUUCCAUCCUCCUGAUGAAACUGAUGACGAUGACGAUGAUGAUAAUGAUCCUAUUGAGGUUGACUUUGAAGUUGUAAAGGCUACAUUGUCAGUUGACCCUGCUUUGUAUCCUAAUGACUAUAUUGUUACCGCCACCUAUAGUGGUUACAGAAGACUGGCAUUCAUUCUGCCCGGAGACAAAGCUUGGACUUACAUAGAUAAAGAAAGAUUUCGGCUCAUCUUUGAUGUCACAUAUUAUAAAGGCCGGAUUUUUGCAGUUGAUGAUAAGAGUAGAGUCCUAAUGAUUGAUGUUAAUAGAAGGGCUGGGGAGAGUCAGGCUCCGCAAGUGGAGGUAAUUGCACCGCCGACUAUUGUGUAUUCUCAUCAGACGUAUAUUGUUGAAUCAUCUAGUGGGGAUUUACUUGUUGUACAAAGGUUUUUAAAAGUUGGAGAUGAUUCACAGCAUGCAACUAAAGGGUUUAAGGUUUGCAAGUUGCUCUUAGACCAAUUUGAGCAAGGUUGGCCUAUGCAGGUUGAAUUGAAGAACUUGGGUGGAGACACCUUGUUUUUGGGAGAUAACCAUUCCAUUUGUGUUUCAGCUUCCAAAUGGCCCGGAUGCCAACCAGAUUCUAUAUACUACACAGAUGAUUAUAUUGAGAUUCUAUCCCAGCUUCCAUCUGGGCGCCGCGACAUUGGUAUCUUCAACAUAGAAAAGGGAAGCUUUGGGACGCAUUACAUCCUUGAUCCUUCACAUAAGGAUAUGCCGCCCUCAAUUUGGAUUGUGCCAACUGUGUUAUAAAAUUGAGUGGAGACUUAAUUGUUUUGAGCGUCUUUUUGUCAUAUCUAAUUUUAUUUAGUUUUUUUUUUUUUUUUUUGCUCGUCAUUUUUAUGCUGUGUAAAAAAUCUAUUUUUAUCUCUUGCUGUAGCAAAUGUGAGAUCAAGUUUGUAAGACAUAUAAUAAAAUAUUAUUGUGGUUUUCUCUCCA